AUGUAUACAACUUUACCAAGAGUUAAAUUCUAAAGUGAAUAUCCAGUCAAAAAAGUAGUGAGUCCAUAAAUUGAAUUACCAGUUGAAUAUUAAUUAGUUGAAAAAGCAGGUCAAGGGAGUUUUGGUGAAAUUUACAAAAUUUACAAUACUUUAACUCGCACUUUACAUGCUUGCAAAGUUGAGUUUAAAGAUACUAGAUAAUAAAAUUAAUAAUCAUUACUAGUUAAAGAAUAUAAUACAUUCUAAUAAUUAAAAGGAAUACCAUAAGUACCUUAACCUUAUCAAUUAAUUUAACAGUAAGAUUACAAAUUAAUAAUGAUGCCUUAUUAUGGAUCAGGUAUAUAUAAUAUUAUUAUUAUUAUUUUAGGAAAUCUAGAAGAAUUAAGAAAAAAGUAAAUAAAUGAAAAGUUCUCUGAAACUUGUAUUAUUAGAUUAGCCUAUUGUUUAAUCUAAGUUAUUGAAGCUGUUCAUGAAAGAAAGUAUGUACAUAGAGAUAUAAAACCUGAAAAUUUCUUGGUAGGUAGUUUUGGUGAUCAUCAUACUGUUUAUUUAAUUGAUUUUGGUUUAGCCAAACCAUUUGUUGAUGCCUAAGGUUUUUAAAUACAAUAAUAAAGGCAUUCAUAUCUAACAGGCAGAUAAUAAAGGAAUGGUUGGAACUGCCAGAUAUACUAGUAUAAAUUCCCAUCUUGGUGCUGAAUAAAGUAGAAGAGAUGAUUUAGAAGCUAUGUGUUAUGUAUUACUAUAUCUAUAUAAUGGAUAAUUACCAUGGUAAAAUUUUAAUUGUCAAACCAGACAAGAAAAGUUUUAAAAGAUUCUUGAUGCUAAAUAAAAAUUUGCAUCCGGUUAAUUAGAUAUUAAUAUUCCUCCUAUUCUUAAAAAAAUAUAUGAUCAUUCUAAAGGUCUAAGAUUUGAUGAAUAACCUAAUUAUUCAAAAAUGAAAGAACUUUGUAAAGAAGUAUUUAAUAAGCAUAGUAAAAUUAUAUAUAUAUAUAUAUUAAUUAUAUUAGAACCUUAUUGUUUUGAUUGGUGUGUGUCUGAUUGUAAAAUUAAACCUUAUGAAGAUAUUAAUGAUGGAUAAAGUGAAUUAGCUAGUGAAUUCUCAACUAUUAAAAAAUAAUUAAAAGGAACUACUACUGAUUAAAUUAGUACUAAUCAUAAAAAAAUUUUACCUUGUGAAUAAAUUUAAGAAGAAGAUGAAGAAUCUAUUAGUGAAAUACCUAAUGUACAAAAAAUAACCAAAUUUUAUUAAAAUAGAAAGCAUUGA
Messenger RNA from Paramecium sonneborni, 1264 nucleotides. The record is from the annotation of a GenBank genome assembly. Lineage: Eukaryota; Ciliophora; Oligohymenophorea; Peniculida; Parameciidae.